Messenger RNA from Penicillium angulare, 585 nucleotides. Its product is annotated as 40S ribosomal protein uS7. The record is from RefSeq and is a predicted model, not a curated record. Gene Ontology annotation, biological process: translation; ribosomal small subunit assembly. Gene Ontology annotation, molecular function: structural constituent of ribosome; mRNA binding; rRNA binding. NCBI's taxonomy places the organism in Eukaryota, Fungi, Ascomycota, Eurotiomycetes, Eurotiales, Aspergillaceae. Gene Ontology annotation, cellular component: cytosolic small ribosomal subunit; ribosome. The transcript is spliced from 5 exons. The coding region runs from base 1 to 585 and encodes 194 amino acids.
AUGUCUGACAACGGGGAAGUUGAGGUGCCUGUUAGCGCCUCCCUGCCUAAGGAGAUCGCUGCCCUCGAGGGUGAGGUCAAGCUUUUCGGCAAAUGGAACUACGAUGUUGAGGUCCGCGAUAUCUCCCUGACCGACUACAUCCAGGUCCGCGCUCCCGUCUACACCUCCCACACUGCCGGUCGCUAUGCCGCCAAGCGUUUCCGCAAGGCUCAGUGCCCCAUCGUUGAGCGUCUCACCAACUCCCUCAUGAUGAACGGCCGUAACAACGGUAAGAAGGUCAAGGCUGUCCGCAUUGUUGCCCACGCCUUCGAGAUCAUCGCCAUCAUGACCGACCAGAACCCCCUCCAGGUUCUGUGUGACGCCGUUGUCAACAGCGGUGCCCGUGAGGACUCCACCCGUAUCGGUUCCCAGGGUACCGCCAUCGCUCUCCUGACCAUUGGUGCUCGCGAGGCCUCUUUCCGCAACAUCAAGUCCAUCUCCGAGUGCUUGGCUGAGGAGCUGAUCAACGCUGGCAAGGGUUCCAGCAACAGCUACGCCAUCAAGAAGAAGGACGAGCUCGAGCGUGUUGCCAAGUCUAACCGGUAA